AUGAAGCGUCAAGUCGCUCGUCAAAUCCGCAGUGCCCUGCAAACGACCCGUCUACCUGUCGCUGCCCUUCCUCUUCACGCGUCUCGCUGCUACUCUACGCAUCCUCCAAACGCCAAGCUCAACUUGCCCAUUGAAUAUGGCUCUACUCCAUUAUUAGCGCACAGUGCUGAUGCGGUGCAAAAAAAUAUCGAGAUUCCUGCCGAGGUCCGCAACGGCGCAACCAAAAAGCUGAAUCUCUUCCAAGCAGUCAACGAUGCCCUCGGCACCGCUCUUGCAGAGGACGAGUCAGUGGUCGUCUUCGGCGAGGAUGUCGCUUUUGGUGGUGUGUUUCGAUGCACAAUGAAGUUGGCCGAGACACAUGGUAGCGAGCGCGUCUUCAACACGCCUCUCUCGGAGCAAGGCAUUCUGGGUUUCGGUAUUGGUCUUGCCGCAGAGGGCAUGCGCCCUGUUGCCGAGAUUCAGUUUGCCGAUUACGUUUACCCAGCCUUUGAUCAGAUUGUCAACGAAGCGGCCAAGAUGCGAUACCGCGAUGGUGACAACGGUCGCGGCGCUGGUGGCCUCACAGUUCGCAUGCCAUGCGGUGGUGUCGGCCACGGUGCUCUCUAUCACUCACAAUCUCCGGAAAGCUUAUUCACCCACGUUCCCGGACUCCGCGUCAUUAUGCCAAGAUCCCCUAUCCAAGCCAAGGGCCUGCUUCUAUCCGCGAUUCGCAGCAACGACCCGUGUAUCUUUAUGGAGCCAAAGAUUCUUUAUCGCGCCGCCGUUGAGCAGGUUCCUGUCGCCUCCUAUGAGCUCCCACUUUCCAAAGCCGAGAUACUCAAGGAGGGCAGCAAUGUCACGGUUAUCUCUUACGGUCAACCUCUUUACUACUGCAUCGAGGCCAUCCGCCAGCUGGAGGCUCAGCGUCCUGAUGUAUCCAUCGAGCUCAUUGAUUUGCGCACUAUUCAUCCUUUUGACAGAGAGACCAUCUUUGAGAGCGUUAAGAAGACUGGAAGAGUUAUGAUCGUUCAUGAGGCUUACACGACAGCUAGUGUUGCUUCCGAGGUCGCCGCGGCUAUCCAAGAAAACCCCGAUACCUUCAAUAGACUGGAGGCGCCUGUCCGCCGCGUGGCCGGCUGGGAUAUCCACAACUCUUUGGCCUUUGAGCGAUUCCACCUUCCAGAUAUCACAAGAGUGUAUGAUAACAUCAAGCGCCUGUUGGAUUAUUAG
Messenger RNA from Beauveria bassiana ARSEF 2860, 1209 nucleotides. RefSeq names its product transaldolase-like protein. Gene Ontology annotation, biological process: response to nutrient; branched-chain amino acid catabolic process. The transcript is spliced from 2 exons. NCBI's taxonomy places the organism in Eukaryota, Fungi, Ascomycota, Sordariomycetes, Hypocreales, Cordycipitaceae. The record is from RefSeq and is a predicted model, not a curated record. The coding region runs from base 1 to 1209 and encodes 402 amino acids. Gene Ontology annotation, molecular function: catalytic activity.